AUGUAUUCAUUAACUAAUCGAUAUGAAUCAACAGCAAUUCCUAGUUUAUCUGACUAUGCAUUUGGAGAAAGAUUAGGUGCUGGAUCAUAUGGAACUGUAUAUAAAGCAAGAUUAAUAUCGAAUGUUCAAUCAAGACCAAAUUCAGCUGCAUGUAAUCGUCCAACAAGUGCUCGACCUACAAGUGCUUUACCCACCUUCUAUGCUAUUAAAUGUAUCAAUCGUAAAAUUUUAACAAAAACUACCGAAGAUUUACUUGUAAAUGAAAUCAAAAUGCUUAAAGAAAUAAAACAUGAAAAUAUUGUUGAAAUGUAUGAUUUUCGAUGGGAUGAAAAUUACAUCUAUAUUGUUAUGGAAUAUUGUGCUGGAGGUGAUAUGUCAAUGUUUAUACGUUCACGACAACAAUUAACAGAAGCUCGUGCUCGACCGUUUGUACAACAAAUUGCUAAAGUAUUAAAAUUUUUAUAUGAAAAAAGCAUUAGUCAUAUGGAUUUAAAACCUGAAAAUAUUCUUUUAACAUCAAUUGAAAAACCAAUUUUAAAAGUAGCUGAUUUUGGUGUAGCACAACAUAUUGGACAACAAGGAAGUCGAAGUAUACGUGGAACACUUGUGUAUAUGGCUCCAGAAAUUCUUUCGUCAUAUCCAUAUGAUAAUCGAGUUGAUCUUUGGUCAAUUGGAGUUAUACUUUAUGAAUGUCUUUUCGGUCGACCACCUUUUGUUUUUUCAACAGUUCAGCAACUUAUUGAUAUAAUUAAAUCAAAUAUUCCAAUUGAAAUUCCGAAUGAUGCACAAAUAUCUCCUGAGUGUCGUAAUUUACUUGAAAAUUUAUUACAACGUGAUCCAAAUCAACGAAUAAGUUUUCCAGAUUUUUUUCGACAUCCAUUUAUUUCUAUUGACUUAUUACCUCAAAUUGCUCAUGCCGAUAAUAUUUUACAACAAGCCAUCAAUUAUGAACAAUCAGGAGAUUUAAAAAAAGCUUUAGAUUAUCGUGUCCAAGCAUUAGAUGAAUAUCUUGCAAUAAUUAAAGGUAUUUAA
Messenger RNA from Rotaria sordida, 1032 nucleotides. The record is from the annotation of a GenBank genome assembly. NCBI's taxonomy places the organism in Eukaryota, Metazoa, Rotifera, Eurotatoria, Philodinida, Philodinidae.